CGACACAGCAACUCUUGGCUCCGCCUCUGUCCACGUGCCCCUGCAACUAAGUGUGUGCGCGUUCCCGCUCCCCUGUGGCCGCGCUCAGCCUGAGCUUGUCCCAGUUGUUGUGGCCUUGCUGGCUUUGCUCACCUAUUCUGUCCUGGCAGAGUGAUCGCCGAACUGUUCCCGUUCCAUAUCAAAAACGUUUUGCAUCUGUGGGUCCAGCAGCAGCAAAAGUGAGGGCCGGAUCAGCUCUCCCCGAACCCCUCCUCAAUCCAGGGGGGAUGAGCGGCUCCCGGAAUAACCGGGUGAUGGUGGAGGGUGUGGGGGCGCGGGUUGCGCGGGGCCCGGAUUGGAAAUGGGGGAAACAGGACGGAGGAGAGGGUCACGUGGGCACAGUACGGAGCUUCGAAAGCCCCGAAGAGGUGGUGGUGGUCUGGGACAAUGGCACCGCUGCCAAUUACCGCUGCUCCGGGGCCUACGACCUGAGGGUGCUGGACAGUGCUCCUACUGGCGUUAAACAUGAUGGAACAAUGUGUGAUACAUGCCGCCAGCAGCCCAUUAUUGGAAUCCGUUGGAAAUGUGCUGAAUGUACUAACUAUGAUCUAUGCACUGUGUGCUACCAUGGGGAUAAGCAUCACCUUAGACAUCGCUUUUACAGGAUCACAACACCAGGAAGUGAGCGGGUUCUGCUUGAGUCUCGACGCAAGUCAAAGAAGAUUACAGCAAGAGGUAUCUUUGCAGGUGGUAGAGUAGUGCGUGGUGUAGAUUGGCAGUGGGAAGACCAAGAUGGUGGAAAUGGAAGGAGAGGCAAAGUAACCGAAAUCCAAGACUGGAGUGCAUCAAGCCCACACAGUGCAGCAUAUGUCCUGUGGGACAAUGGAGCAAAAAAUCUGUAUAGGGUUGGAUUUGAAGGCAUGUCUGACCUGAAAUGUGUCCAGGAUGCUAAAGGUGGUUCUUUUUACAGAGACCAUUGUCCUGUCUUAGGUGAGCAGAAUGGUAAUCGAAAUCCAGGUGGCCUGCUUAUCGGGGAUCUAGUUAAUAUUGACUUAGAGUUGGAAAUUGUUCAGUCAUUGCAACAUGGUCAUGGAGGCUGGACUGACGGCAUGUUCGAAACCCUAACCACUACUGGUACUGUGUGUGGUAUUGAUGAAGAUCAUGAUAUUGUAGUGCAGUACCCCAGUGGAAACAGGUGGACAUUUAACCCAGCUGUUCUCACCAAGGCAAAUGUUGUUCGCAGUGGUGACGCUGCUCAAGGUGCAGAAGGUGGGACAUCACCUUUUCAAGUUGCUGAUCUUGUACAAAUAUGUUAUGACUUAGAGAGAAUAAAACUUCUUCAAAGAGGCCACGGUGAAUGGGCAGAAGCUAUGCUACCAACUCUAGGCAAAGUUGGCAGAGUACAACAGAUUUAUUCAGACAACGAUUUGAAAGUUGAAGUUUGUGGGACAUCUUGGACAUAUAAUCCAGCUGCUGUUUCAAGAGUUGCCUCCGUGGGAUCAGCCAUUAGUAAUGCUUCUAAUGCUAGUAAUGCUACUGGUGAAAGACUAUCACAGCUUUUGAAGAAAUUGUUUGAGACUCAGGAAUCGGGCGACUUAAACGAGGAGCUGGUGAAAGCAGCCGCAAAUGGAGAUGUGGCCAAAGUGGAUGACUUGCUCAAAAAACAGGAUGUAGAUGUUAAUGGACAAUGUGCUGGACACACAGCAAUGCAAGCUGCAAGCCAGAACGGACAUGUAGAUAUCCUGAAAUUGCUUCUAAAGCACAGUGUAGAUGUAGAAGCUGAGGAUAAAGAUGGAGAUCGGGCAGUGCACCAUGCAGCUUUUGGAGACGAAGGCACUGUUAUUGAAGUGCUGCACAGAGGAGGAGCAGAUUUAAAUGCACGGAACAAGCGCAGACAGACGCCACUUCAUAUUGCAGUUAACAAAGGCCACCUGCAAGUUGUAAAAAAAUUAUUGGAUUUUAGCUGCCACCCAAGCCUACAGGAUUCAGAAGGUGAUACUCCACUCCAUGAUGCUAUUAGCAAAAAACGUGAUGAUAUAUUGGCUGUGUUGUUAGAGGCUGGAGCAGAUGUUACCAUCACAAACAACAAUGGAUUUAAUGCACUUCAUCAUGCUGCAUUGCGGGGAAAUCCCAGUGCUAUGCGAGUCCUGAUCUCCAAGUUACCUCGGCCGUGGAUCGUAGAUGAAAAGAAAGAUGAUGGAUACACUUCUUUGCACCUUGCUGCACUCAAUAAUCAUGUGGAAGUAGCAGAGUUAUUAGUUCAUCAGGGAAACGCAAGCCUGGACAUUCAGAAUGUAAACCAGCAGACUGCUCUUCACUUGGCUGUGGAACGUCAGCAUACGCAAAUUGUCAGACUGUUGGUUCGUGCAGAAGCUAAACUGGACAUCCCAGAUAAAGAUGGCGAUACACCAUUACAUGAAGCCCUUCGGCACCAUACUUUGUCACAGUUACGACAGCUUCAAGACUUGCAGGAUGUUGGCAAGGUUGAUACUACAUGGGAACCAUCAAAGAACACGUUAAUAAUGGGACUUGGCACUCAAGGAGCUGAGAAGAAAAGUGCAGCCUCCAUAGCCUGUUUUUUGGCAGCCAAUGGAGCAGAUCUUACAAUCCGUAACAAAAAAGGACAGUCCCCUCUUGAUCUCUGUCCAGACCCUAACCUUUGCAAAACUUUGGCUAAAUGUCACAAGGAGAAAUCCAGCGGUCAAGUUGGAUCCCAUAGUCCAUCUAUAAACAAUGACUCUGAGACAUUAGAAGAAUGCAUGGUGUGCUCAGAUUUAAAGAGAGAUACUCUUUUUGGGCCUUGUGGGCAUAUUGCUACAUGUUCUCUAUGUUCUCCACGUGUUAAGAAAUGUCUCAUAUGCAAAGAACAAGUACAGUCAAGGACUAAGAUAGAAGAAUGUGUGGUGUGUUCCGAUAAAAAGGCAGCAGUGCUCUUCCAGCCUUGUGGCCAUAUUUGUGCUUGUGAAAACUGUGCAAGUCUAAUGAAGAAAUGUGUUCAGUGCCGUGCAGUGGUUGAGCGCAGAGUGCCUUUUGUUAUGUGUUGCAGUGGAAAGGGUACAGAGGAUGUCGAGGAAGAUAUAGCCGGCGGAAACAUACAAGCUUUACAGAAGGACAAGGACAAUACCAAUGUCAAUGCAGAUGUGCAGAAGCUGCAGCAGCAGUUACAGGACAUAAAAGAACAGACCAUGUGCCCUGUUUGUUUGGAUCGAUUGAAGAAUAUGAUCUUCAUAUGUGGACACGGAACUUGCCAACUUUGCGGAGACCGAAUGAGUGAAUGCCCCAUUUGUCGGAAGGCCAUAGAGCGAAGAAUAUUAUUAUACAGUAUGUCUUGUUAGGAGAGAGAAAACCUUCAUAUAAAGAUUCUGAGCUGUUGAGCUACCAAAGAGAGAACAAAGAAGCUAAUUGAGAUACUGCAUUGUGACUUUCUCAUUCUGAAUAUAGGCAUGUCCAUAUCUACCUGUUGCCCUUGUUACUGUGCUUAGUGAUGCAUUUCUUUUUUACUUGCUGCUUCUGAUCAUGUUCACAACUUCUGAUAUUCAAAGAAAGUGCCUAAAAUACUCCAAUAUAACCAAUAACAUUUCUUACAGAAUUAAUGAACUUAACAUAAAGCACAACAUUUAAUCCG
This is a messenger RNA of Xenopus laevis (African clawed frog), 3604 nucleotides long. It is a transcript of the gene mib1.S, whose product is annotated as MIB E3 ubiquitin protein ligase 1 S homeolog. The coding region runs from base 267 to 3314 and encodes 1015 amino acids. The record is from RefSeq and is a predicted model, not a curated record. The transcript has 22 exons. NCBI's taxonomy places the organism in Eukaryota, Metazoa, Chordata, Amphibia, Anura, Pipidae. Gene Ontology annotation, molecular function: ubiquitin-protein transferase activity; ubiquitin protein ligase activity; zinc ion binding. Gene Ontology annotation, biological process: Notch signaling pathway; endocytosis; protein ubiquitination. Gene Ontology annotation, cellular component: cytoplasm; centriolar satellite.